AUGGAUCGGAGAUUUGGAGGUGGGGGCAGUAAGUGGGGAGAACGCCGUGUGGCCCCGAGUCUCGAGAAACAGCAUCCGCCGUGUAGAACAGACCGGGUCGGAUCGGACCGUUGA
This is a messenger RNA of Spirodela intermedia, 114 nucleotides long. The record is from the annotation of a GenBank genome assembly. Lineage: Eukaryota; Viridiplantae; Streptophyta; Magnoliopsida; Alismatales; Araceae.